AUGCUGAUGAUCCUCAUAUUGUAUUAUGCCUCAUUUUCUCAACCCUCUACAUUCUCAUCCAGCCAGGAAACCGAACCAUCUUACCACAUGGGACCCGUUUUAGCAUCAAACCCAUUAAACCUCCACAUAAUAUGGUACGGCAAGUGGACCCCCACACAACAAAACAUCAUCCGAGACUUCGUCAGCUCACUCUCCACCCGAGCUCUCAAAAGCCCUUCUGUCUCCGACUGGUGGCGAACCGUAACCCUCUACACAGACCAGACGAACUCCAACGUCACGAGCACCGUAAACCUCUCGUCCGAAUCUCCCGACCCAAACUACUCCCACGGCCACAACCUCACGCGACUAUCCAUGCAAGACAUCGUGAAGAAGGCCUUUGCUGAUGAGCUGGACUUCGCCAGCGGGAUGUACCUGAUCCUGACUUCCGCUGACGUGGCGGUCCAGGACUUCUGCCACGGGGCUUGCGGUUUCCACCACUUCACGUUCGCACACGUGGUGGGGGGCGUGGUGCCGUACGCGUGGGUCGGGAAUAGCGGGGCCCGCUGCCCCGACCAGUGCGCGUACCCUUUCGUGCUGCCCGAGUAUCUAAAGCCCUCGUUUAAGUCGCUGAAGCCGCCGAACGACAAUGCUGACGUGGACGGGAUGGUGAUUGUGAUCGGGCACGAGCUGGCAGAGGCGGCGACUAACCCGCUGAACAACGGGUGGUUUGGAGGGAAAGAUACGAUGCCGAACGAGAUAGCUGAUGUGUGUUUGGGUGUGUAUGGUGAGGGUGCGGGUGGAGGUUACCCGGGGACAGUUGCGGCAGAUCGAAAGGGACGUGGUUAUAAUGUGAAUGGAGUGAACGGGCGGAGGUUUCUGAUGCAGUAUUUGUGGAACCCUCGGCUGGGAAAGUGCGUGCUAAGUACCUGA
Striga asiatica is the source of this 909-nucleotide messenger RNA. The record is from the annotation of a GenBank genome assembly. NCBI's taxonomy places the organism in Eukaryota, Viridiplantae, Streptophyta, Magnoliopsida, Lamiales, Orobanchaceae.